UGUACAAGAUAUCACUUGAUCAUUAAGAAGAGGGAAAUUGCUAGUAUUCAUUCUUGUUCUUGUUAACGAAGAUGGUUGACAAUCUAAAAAAUUUGUCAACAGCCCUUGUGGUUCCUCUCCCCUCUAUAAUAUUCUAUCUCUAUGUUCUUGAUAAUUAUCAAACCAGUCAUUAUAUCACUAGUAUCUUGAAUUCCCCUCUCUUGUUGCCUAACAUACUAUUCUUCCUCAACGUUAAUCUCCUUUUCUGGCUCAUUGCUCUUGUUCAAUCCAGCCAUUGGAUGAUAGACUUGUAUUGGACUGUGAUACCAGUGUUUUUACUACAUUACUAUGCAACUCAUCCGCUGGCUCAGUUUGACAGUUUGAGAUCAUGGGCUGUCAUUGUGUUGACAUGGGUUUGGAGUUUGAGGCUCACACACAGCUAUUUACGACGAGAGAAGUGGCAAUUGGGUGCUAGAGAAGACUGGAGAUUUUCCGAUAUGCGUCGACAAUAUGGUCAUAGCUGGUGGUGGAUUUCAUUCUUUUCUGUCUAUGUUACCCAGCAGGUUUUCCUGAUCGGAAUCUGCCUUCCACUCUAUGUAGUCCACUCAGUCAACCGUCCAUUCAAUAUCUGGGAUGUUCUUGCCAUUUUUGUCUGCUUGUUAGGUGUUGCUAUUGCCUACAUUGCUGACACACAACUUUAUAACUUUGUGACUGCAAAUAACAAACUAAAAGAGCUUGGCAAGCCUACCGUGCCCAAUCUUGACAAGGGUCUUUGGCGUUACUCGCGUCACCCCAACUAUUUUGGAGAGCAGUUAUGGUGGUGGGGACUCGGCAUCUUUGCAUGGAACCUAGGCCAGAGCUGGACCUUUAUUGGGGCACUUGUCAAUAGUAUGUGCUUGGCUUAUGUUACCGUCUUGGUUGAGAAAAGAAUGCUAAAACAAGAGUUUAGGGCUGAAGCUUACAGGCAGUACCAGAAGACUACUUCAGUGUGGAUACCUUGGUUUAAGUCAUAUCCACAAGAGAAGAAAAAUGCUUAGUUCGAGUGUUAUUUGCUUUCGGGAUGAUAGAAUCACUGCGUAAUUCAUCUACUGUGUCUUUGUUACUGAGAAUGAUUUUGUUCAGUGUUUUCAAAUUGGACAUGUAUAUUAUGUGUGAAUGAUUGUUAUUGUAAACUUGUAACAAGCUACUUUUUUCCUAUUGGAUUUUUUAUUUGAA
Daucus carota subsp. sativus is the source of this 1194-nucleotide messenger RNA. RefSeq lists its product as uncharacterized. Lineage: Eukaryota; Viridiplantae; Streptophyta; Magnoliopsida; Apiales; Apiaceae. Gene Ontology annotation, molecular function: oxidoreductase activity, acting on the CH-CH group of donors. The coding region runs from base 72 to 1016 and encodes 314 amino acids. Gene Ontology annotation, biological process: lipid metabolic process. The record is from RefSeq and is a predicted model, not a curated record. Gene Ontology annotation, cellular component: membrane. The transcript is spliced from 3 exons.